This is a messenger RNA of Dendronephthya gigantea, 1103 nucleotides long. RefSeq names its product UPF0462 protein C4orf33 homolog. NCBI's taxonomy places the organism in Eukaryota, Metazoa, Cnidaria, Anthozoa, Malacalcyonacea, Nephtheidae. The record is from RefSeq and is a predicted model, not a curated record. The transcript is spliced from 6 exons. The coding region runs from base 240 to 821 and encodes 193 amino acids.
GUAGUCUAUUAACUUGAUACCGUAGUAAAGUGACGCAAGAAGGAUAUAUUUUAGUAUCUUUGAACUCUGUCCUGAAAAGGCAGGUUGUGAGUUGCAGGAAGUGAGUGUCGUCAUUGUUUGAGAGACUUCAUUUAAAUCGCAUAUAUAGUGUUACUUUACUCUAGUACGAGGAGUUGUCACAAGGAGGGACAUUGCUGAGCUAAAUGGUGUUAUAGAAUACGUACCUCUCAGUAAUUGAAAUGUGUGAGUAUCUAAUUGAAAACACAUGGCAUGGAGAUGCUAUCAAGUCACACGACCCAGUCAAACUGACAUUAUCUGCAAGUGCUGAUAACAAAUAUAUUGUUGUGAAAGUAGAUGCACCAUUUUUCAAUGAUCCUGGAAUACCAAAUGCACCAGCUGGAGAACCAUGUCCACAGCUUUGGGAUUAUGAAGUUGUUGAAAUUUUCUUUCUUGGUGAGGAUACAAAGUACUUAGAAGUUGAGCUGUGCCCGCAUGGUCAACAUUUAGUUCUAAUGUUAAAAGGGAUAAAAAAUAUUAUCAAGGACGAACUGGAACUCCAAUAUACUGUAGAGAAGAGUGAAAAAAGGUGGACUGGUGAGGCCAAGAUACCUGUGGAGUACCUACCUCCUAAUGUGACUUUGCUGAAUGCCUAUGCUAUCCAUGGUUCUGGAGAAUCAAGGCAAUAUGAAGCUCUCUACCCUGCUAAUAAAGAAUUUGAUCAACCAAACUUUCACAGAUUACAGUUUUUCAAGCCAUUCGAAGUAAACUCAUUAUUUCCGAACCUUGUUGCAAACUAUGUCCAGUCACCUCAUUGGGCUUAACAGAACAACUAUCAAAUAUUUUAAUGAUGGAGUGAUGAGAGCACAGUUCUAAGCGCAUAACUUACUUAGAUUGUACUAGUCAUCUACUGACAAUUCUGUAUCAACGUAGCUGUAAUAUUUCUACUUUACAAAGUCGACCAUUUGGAAAGUAUAAAUCCUCUUUUGUACUCUUCAGAAUAACAUUCACAUCAUUAGAUGUGCAAUGACUUAUUUGCUGAUUGUAAUUGCCAGUUUUAAAAUAACUGAAAUCUUUCAACAAAUCAUCACAAUUGAAUUAAAUAU